UUAAGAUUUUAAAUGAACAUCAUUCAUUUUGAGGCAUUUUCAACGAUUUCUAAUCCUAGUGGUACUUAUGCAUUAAGUCCUGUUUCUUUCUCAUUCUGUGAAAUGUGUUUAAAUUGGAUUUCCUUUCAGUUUCCUUUAGAAAGUACUAAAUAUUCCUAACGGAACUCUUGAGGAAGCUGAUGAUGAAAUUUCCUAUAAUUUUAUUGAUAUAUGUAAUCACUUGAGAGUCAGCACUCAGUGAAGCACAGAGAUCCAGGGAAAUUAUGCUGUGUUAUUUUUUACCAGGAAGAUUAAAGCAUGGGAAAUAUACAAAAGGACGUUCAGACAAUACAUAUGUAUUGUUAGCACUAAUGUGGAAUGUGAAAUAUAUUUAAAGUCAUGAUUGCAGAAGCAGAAGAAAACCCUGAUCCAAACAACCACGAGUGUAAGGAAAUUGAAGAAUUAGAAGAAGUAUCCAAGAAUGUUGGAGCAGGGGCAACCUCCCCACUCCAGGACUUAUCAGCAUCUUUUGCUGCUCAAGAUAUCUUAAGAUGUGACUUCUGCAAUGAAGAUAAUGUGGUUGGGGAGAUGUACUGUAAAACUUGUAGCAUGCGUCUGUGUGGACUCUGUGUCACUAGACAUAUAGAAAUUUCUUCAGUCUCCUGUUUCCAUGAUAUAGCCAGGUUCAACUCUACUACCGAUUUCAUGAGACCAGUUUGUGGAUCUCACCCGAACCAUAAGUGUGAGAUGUUUUGUAGAGAAUGCAAUGUGCCUUUCUGUUCUCAGUGUUUAUCUGAAGGCUUUCACAAACAUCACGACAUUACUGGGAUUUGUGGCAGGUAUGCAGUGCUAAAGGACAAAAUACUGAAAGACACUCAUUAUUUGGAAAAAAACAUGAUCCCAGAAUUUGACAAGAAUGUCAGCCAAAUGAGCAGACGGAUUGAAGAGACAACUGAGAAAUACGAUCAAAUAGCGACUACCAUGUGCCAAGUGGGGAUAGACUGGCACAGGCAGCUAGAAGUUGCAAUAAUGCAACAUAAACAAGAAAUUCAGAAAAUGAAAGAAAAGGAUGUUGACAUCCUGAGCAAGUGCCAAAUGUCUUUGACAAUUCCUUCAGCUGCGAUCAGAAAAACCAUCAAAGAGAACAGGCAAAUCAUAAAUUCUCUUGAUUUUAAUAGACUUUUUGAGUACAGAUCUUCAGUUGAGAAUUUCAGAACAAUCCCUCCUGUGGCUGACAUUAAAACUCCUACAUUCGAACAGCAUACUACUCUGUUACAUCAACUUGUUGAACUUGUAGGCAAAUUAGGGAAUUCCAGUACCAUAAAUAUCCCUGGUUAUACAAUCAAGGUUCACAGGGACACUCCUGCUCUUCUUGCAACUUUUCAAAGCAAAUUUCGAAAAGGGGUUCGAAGAUUGAGGUGUCGUGGUGGAAAGAUGGCAUGGAUGUGUGGGUUUUACGAUCGUCUGAUGAAAUCUGUAGACCUCCAUGGUACAGUGAUUCAGAAAGUCCUAGUCACCUCCAAGAUCGCGCCAGUGUGUAUGACAAUAAACAAGGAGGAUGAGCUCAUUUACCUUGACGACAGUAGUGUAAAUAUUAUCAGAGAGGGUGAAUGUCAAUGUCUUUUCACAGUCCAAGACUGGACACUGCGGUCAGUAUGUAGCAGCUCUCGAGCCAAUGAACUGCUAGUUGGUAUGACCAAUAAAACCAAAACUGAAGGAAAGAUUGUUCGGUAUUCUGGAGUAAAAGUCUUGUUUGAAAUUCAGCAAGAUCCUGAUGGCAACAUGUUAUUUCGCUUGCCCUACUUCCUGACCGAAAACAAAAACUUUGAUAUUUGCGUCACAGAAAUCACAUUGCAGAAAGUGCAGGUGGUGGACAAGGACGGAAAUUUGCGAUUUACUUACAGUGGAAAUAACACAGUGAAAAACACCUUUAAACCAAUGGACCUUGCGACUGAUAGCAAGAGUCAAAUUCUAAUUGCAGACACAUCCAAUAACUGCAUUCAUAUCAUCGACAAAGACGGCAAAUUGGUUAAGAUCAUUGACGACUUUAACUUGCAAGAACCAGUCAGUAUAAGCGUGUCAGAUGAGGAUGACCUCUGGGUUGGGGAAGGCAACUCUGGUAAGGUCAAGGUCAUUAAAUAUAUGGAGGCAUGAAUCUUAAGAAAAACUGUAUUACCAUGUACGGCAGAAUUAUUUUGGUAUGGUCAGAGUUACAUGGGAAUAUUUAAAGGGACGAUUGUUUUACAUUGGAAGUGAUAGUUCUUCACUUCUUUGUGUUUGCAUGAGUAGAAAUAUGUGAUUAUCGUAGAUAACUUUUGUGUAACAUGUUAAUUGUGUAUGCUUUUUUGUCUUGAAUUUGGGUACAGAAACUAAAGUCAAUUUUAUCUAUUUCAUAUUGACGUUGGGUAAGGAAAAAUUUGUUUGACACCCCCCCCCCCCCCCCCCCCCAUCUUUUUUUAAGGAUACUGCAUAUGCAUAUGUUUUCUUAUCAUUGCAGUCUUGGGUGGAUCCGAUCAUGCAACCCUACAUGAUGUAAUGUUUUGUUUUAGGGCCCCAUGCUUAGCAUAUUCCAUGUUUUCUCUGGAAUGCGUCUUCCCUGUUCAAAUUUUAAGCGAAAUGUAUUUGUUUAAUUUUUUUCAUUGCUACCAAAAAUAAACACAUUUCCAACCAAAGAAAUGAAUAAAAUGCAAAUUUGUUUAAAGAAACAACAUACUUGAUGACGUAAUAUGACGCUGACUGGUAGAAGUAGACAGAUUAUACACGAAUUUCCAGUCAGUAUCGUCUACUUUACGAGUUUGAUAACAUGACGUAGCAAGUGACAACUUUUGAUUUGAUAGAUAUUAAUGAAAUUGAACUAUGUGAUGUGGGGUCAAUGAGGACGAUUUAAAUGAUGAGGUGUUGAGGUUUUUACUUGAUAUUGAAAUGGAGCAGAUUCGCAUUCUACCGUUCCUACGGCACAACCAGUGUUCAACAUCUCCUCCAACACAAUGCAGCAAGCAUACACCCCGUCACCCCUUGUUCUCUUCCAUUAUAUCUAAUUAACCAUUGUACCUUGAAUUUGGCGUGUAAUCCAUUUAAUUCUGCACAGUAACUGUACCUGACUUGAACGCACAGCCAGUUUUGUUGUUGUUUUCAUUGUUACAUAUACAUGUAUGUAUUCCUAUGCGCCCUCUCAAAAACAUUAAUUCAAGCUUUUUGAUGAGAGAAACUAUUUGUUUUUCUAUUUUAAAAAUAUAAUUAAAUGAUAAGAAAUAAAACAUAUUAUUUUUUUAUGCAUGUAUCAAACAAAAAAUUGGACAGAAAACUUUUUCAUCAAAGCACUACAUUGAUGGAAGUUUUUCAUUUGAUACAUGCAUCAAAAAAAUAAUUUUAAGUUUCAUGUCUUAAAUCCAGUAGAUAUCACCCAUUAAAUAAAUUCUAAUUAUUACACUAUGUUUUCCUAUGCCAUUUGUGACGUCACAAACAAACGUCAAUUUUACGUAGUUUGUUUACAAAUUUUCAGGAAGUAAAAUUCCCAACAAUACAUGUAUGCAUGAACAAUCAGAGAGGAGGGGGUGUGUUUAACAUGUGAUAAAAAGAAUCUCCCAAGGUUUGUGGUUUGAUUUGAUUUAUAUUCAACUCAUUGUGUGUUUGGGGAUAGAAAACACACAACUCGUUGAAUAUAAAUCAUAUGAAACCACAAACCAUAGGAGAUCCUAAAUAUAUGGGGUCAUACAACCCCUACUAGUUUAGUCUGUUAUAUAACUUUGUCAUUUUUAAAACAAAUCACACUUUUUUCACUACACAUUAAUGUCCUAUUUUCAAUGCCUUUAUCAAAUAACUAACAGAGGCUACGUUGCAAGAUCAUAUUAACUAUGGAACAUAAAUCAAUUUGUAGGUGUGUCUGCACUGUGAUUCUGUAAUAUGCAUUAUAAGCAGACAAAAUUCUACAGAAUGGACAUUGGACUGAGAGUGAGAAAUGAAGCACAUGUACAUGCAGGUCUAUCAUGGUUUUUUGUCUAUUACAGAAUACAUGACAGAAACUGCACUAUACUAUACCAGUCACAGGCAAUAUUUAAAGAAUACUCUUUGAUAGUAAUUAACUUUGAACCCAAGUAAUAUGAUAGCCUAUGAUACCACUAUAUUAUGGUACGAUCACAGGGGCUAAGCCCGUUUUGGGCCCGAACUCUGUGAUACCAUAAAUAGCCCAUUUUGGGCCCGAACUCUGUGAUACCAUAAAUAUAGUCUAUAUUUAUGGUAUCACAGAGUUCGGGCCCAAAACGGGCUUAGCCCCUGUGGGUACGAUACGCUCGCAGUGAUCUAUAAGUGUGCUGUAGUCAUAAUGCUUUGUAGGGAUAGGAUUAUAGGCUGAAUUUGGCCCCCAACCUACAUUUUCCCAAUUUCACAUUAAUAUCAAUAAAUUGGGAAUCUCUCUUGAGAUUAGGGAAAUACUGUCUUAUAACCAGGAAAUAGCAGACAAAGGACAAAACUUGCGUGAAGUGUUGAUACAUGUAUUGAUUGAUGCAUGUACUAUAUAAUGUAUUCUUGCUAUGCGUGAAUAAAUAAUAUUUCAAGUUUAUUUGUGAGAUGCCUCGCUUAUAAAAUACAUAGUUUUGCUUUUAUUCUUUUUAUUCAUUUGUAAAGGAAGAAGUUUAAUCAAAGUAAAGCACUAUGAUUGUACAUUCUCCCUAAAUGUUGAUCUAUUUGUGUAAUACAUAAAGGAAUAUGUAGAAGUAUGGUUCUCAACUUCAGUCCUGUUAUUUGUUACAUUCUGAUUUGUACACCUUAGAAAGAGAACCCGAUGUUUACCUCUUACUGGCUUACUGAGCAAGUUGAAAUGCUUGAAAUAAGCUUUGUGAUAACAAGUUUCUAAAAUUUGAUUUUUGGCCCAAAAAAUAUUCCUUCCAAACUGGAAUUGCUACCCUGCAGUGUGAUUUGAAAACUAUGAAGCCUUUUCUUGACAAAUUUGGGCUGUCAUACAUCUAAAUCAUGAACUUCAUUACAGUUGUGAGCUUUUUAACGUUAUCCUGUAAAACAAAUUGUGGGAUCAGUUAGAUACAAUGGGACCAGUUUUGCUUUCAUUGUAAAAAUUUUAAAAUAUAUGUCCUCAAGAGAGAGAGAGAGAUAUAUACACAUACUGUAAACCAACUUUUAUUUGCGUGCGAGAAAUUUUCACGAGAUUUACGAGAACCUCAUUGUCAUGAACAUUUCUCGCCGUGAAUCAGUCCUUGAAUGUCGAUCAUAGGCUCAAAAAAGGCUCAAAUGACUCGCCGCGAACCAAUUUACCACAGGAGAAUCGCGAAAUAAAAUAUCCACGAAUAAAAGUUGUUUUACAGUAAUGAGUCCAUGGUAUAUCACAUGGCUUGUUCAGUUGUAGUCAGCAUAUCAUUUAACAGGUAAUUUUGGAAAUAUUAACUUCUUUACAUGAAAAUUCAACACAAAUUUCCAUUCAUAGGAAUCAUAAUGGUGCCAACAUAUUUCAAACAUUUUUUAAUAUUCCAGAUAUAUUUUUUUUACCCUAUUUAAAGUAAUUUAAGAAAUAAUUAAUCUCUGUUGACUGAUCUAUACUUGUUUUUACAAUUUUUGUCGUUUUGUAACUUGCACAGAAAUGAAGUUCAACAUAAAACCAUAGUUUUAUUUUUAUUUUGUUGGUUUACAAAAUUUUUAUAAUCUAUUUUUCUUUUUAUUCUUUUAUUUAUCAAUAUUUUAUUUUUAAAAAAACCAGUCAGUUGGAAUAAGAUAAACAUUAAAAGAAGAAAAGUAAUGCACAGAUUUAUUACAAAUUAAACUCUACAUUAUAUUAUUACAUGUAUUAUUAUUUUAUUAAUUUAUAAAGCCCAAAAUUACACAUAGUUUCUAGGCGCUGUACAAUGUUUGUGCUAAUAAUCAAUGGCAAUAUACCAAUAAAAGACCUGCAAAAUCUAUACAGUAAAUGAUAAAACAAUAGAAAGACUGAAUAAAACAUGGUAGUAAGAUGACAAUUAAGGUAGUUUACUUGGACUAGACAAAAUACAGACACACAGGUACAGGUAAUUGCAUUCGUAUAAUGGAUCAAAGUUCUGUUUGCAAGAGAUUGCACAUGGAAUCCUUGAUAUUGCACAUUCACAGGGCGUAUUCACACUUGAACAAGAGUGUUUUUAGGUUCUUGUGGAAUAUGCUCCAUGUGCUUCAAGCUCUCAAAGUUCAAAUGGCAGUCUAUUCCACAAUUAUGCACCUAGUGUUUUCAUGGCUCUUGCACCAUAUUUGUUCACCUAACAUGCUUUCCAAUAUCAAUCAGAAUAUGAAUAUACGAAUGUAUAUCUUAUUACAGAUUUUGAAUGAGGAUGAAAUUUCAGUAUAGUCGCUGUUUCAAUUUCUUUGCUCCACCAAGAUAUUUUCAAUCAUUUGACAAAGUGACCUUCUUAAUAUUGAGAAAAUUACCAUACUGGUGAUCUCUUCAUUGUAAGGUUAAUACUGCCAUACAUUUAACUGAAUUCUGUGAACUUUCGUGUCACAGAAAUGUGUGUACAUUUCAGUAUGAAAGUUUUUAUAAUUCCUAUGCAGGCAAAAUAAUAGAUCUUACUGCCAAUAGCAAUUGUGCUGAUAUCAUAAUUUUCCCUUUAUUAUGAUUCAAUUACAAAACUUUAAUGUAUAUUAUAAUUUUGUUUACAUAUCUUUUUCAUUUAUCUCUUUAGUAACUAUGUCAUUCUAACUAUUUUGCAUCCUUUUAAAAAAAUGUUUUAAGUAUAUAACUGUGUUUGGUUUCCUGUGAAAUUGUGUAUUUAUAGAAUAAUAACCUAAUCACAAUGGAUUACUUCCUUCAGAUAUAGAUAUCAGCAAUACAUGUAUAUCCCUUUUUAAAACUAUAAUCACCUGGCUGGGUACUCAGUACGUUAUCCUGUCAGAUGUUGAUCUGUAGAUCGUGGGUUCGAAUCCAGCAUGGGUAUUAAUUUUUUUUUUUAGAUUACUUUCUACUAAAACUGCAUUUUGUUUCACUAGAUAAGGUAAAUUUAGAAGUUUUCAAUUUCAAAAUCAUUAUUGUACAUAUCCUCCAUUUUCCAUCAAUAUCAGAAUUUUCUGGUGUGUUAUUCCUCCUUAAGAAUGAAAAUGGGGGGGGGGGGGUAGAAAUUGAAAUUUAUGAUUAUCUAAAAGUGAUUAAUUGUCUUAAACCAAGUUGGAGAAUUACAUAUCUUUUAACAAGGAGCUCAUCCCAUUUACAGUUCCUUGGUGAAAAAUAUAACCCCGCCCACCAAUUGCAGCCUUGGUCGACUUCGUUAAUAUUCAACAUGUACAGCAUGUGAUAUACCGAUCAUCAGCCUUACACAAUUCUACAUGCACACUACUGAGGUACGUCUUAUUGCGGAUCUUUUCACAUGUACAUACAUUAUAAUAUAUCACAUUUUCAUGAAUCAACAAUAGGUAAAUUUAAUAAAUAUUUAUUCACAUUGUAUGAAAACUACUUAACUUGAAAAUCAUCUGCACGUGUUGCCUUUUGGUAUCUUUAUACAAAGUUUCCAUUGGCAAAAGGGAUUGACCUUGAUCCCUUCAAGUUGAACUCAUGCACAAAGGUAGAGAACAGACUUGCAGGAUUGAAGUUCAUCUAAACUAUUUUCAUAAGAAUAAAUAUUGUUCUGAUACUUCUCAAGAAUACUGCCACAGUGAAUUGGUUGCAAGUUUUUUAUGCUCACGUGACAUGCAAUUUACUGUAAAUGUGGAUAUUUCCAUGUGUUGUUAAUUACAUGUAUUUCUUUCACAAACCAUUUUUUUAAUUACGCGAUGUCGAUAUCUUUAAUAAAUUGCAUUACUAUGGGACUAGUACGUGUAGGAGUAAUUUACACGAAAAUCUUGUAAUCACAUAUUUAGUAUAAAUAAUCACCAUGGGUAAAUUUCCAGCAAUGUAGCAAAACUACAGUUCUGAAAUGUUUCAACAUGCAACACAGGAAAUAAGUAUCAGAAGAGGACAAGCAUUCUGAGAGUAUUGCAUGGCAAUACUGCAGUCCCCUACCAGUUGCAAAUAUUACUGUACCACAACAUCAUUCAAAGUUCAUUAUGUAGGUUAUGGUAAAAGGGAAAAUUGGGGAACCAGGAUAGGAAAUCAACUAUUAUUUUAGUAGACUAGACCAGGAAAAACACCCGAGAAAUUCAUAAAUAAGGUUUAAUUAGGUCUUUAACCAAGUCAAUAAACUGUGACAUGUAGGUGAUCAUGAAUAAUUUAGCUAUAUUGUUGUAUUACUAUGCUAGAAUUUUUAAUGAGUGUAGUACUUUUAUCUACAGAUAAGAAACAUCGAUGUAAACAAACAAUUCAUGCUAUUUUUCUAAGUCCAAAGGCCAUAACUUAAUGAAAAAUCAAUAGACCGAAAUGAAAUUCGAACUUGAUCUGUAACUUGUUAUGCCAAAGCAAUGUACCAAAUAUCAAAUGAAUAUCUGCAAGCACAACCAAAAAAAAGUCCAGAAAACUGAUUAUUCAUGCUAUUUUUCUAAGUCCAAAGGGGGCCAUAACUUAAUGAAAAAUCAACGGACCAAGUUAUAUAACUUUGUCAUUUUUUAAAAUAAACAAGAGGUACUAUGAGCAAUGCUCACUAAGAAUACCCCCCGUUACCCCAAUCUCCCAAAGGGUGUUGUUAAUGGGCAUAAAUUACUUCUUUCCUGAGUGUAAAAAUAUAGUAUGCCUUUGUAGAAGAAAAUGAAAGAUAUAGUCCGAACACAAAUCCAUGGUAUAAACCUAUACUUUUGACCUUGAGAUCAAAGGUCAAGGUCAUAAAGAGCUCAUGAAUGUACAUGACACAUAGUCUCAUGGUGAUACACCCAUGUCUUAUGGUAUGACUAUGUCAAAACCCUAUAAUCAAUUUUGACAUUGAGGUCAAAGUUCAAGGUCAUAUAGAGGUAAUGAAGGUACCUGCCACAUCGUCUCAUGGUGAUGCACUCAUGUGUCAAAUAUUGUAUGCCUAUGUCAAAGAACAAAGAAGUCAUGGCCCUGACACGGAUACAUUGUAAAAACAUUUAAUUUUGACCUUGAGGUCAAGGUCAUAUGGAGGUCAUGACACAUCAUCUCAUGGUGAUACACUCAUGUUUCAAAUACUGUAUGCCUAUGUCAAAGAACAAAGAAGUUAUGGCCCUGACAUGGAUCCAUUGUAAAAACCUUUAAUUUUGACAUUGAGGUCAAGGUCAUAUGGAGGUCAUGAAGGUACAUGACACAUCGUCUCAUGGUGAUACACUCAUGUGUCAAAUAUGGUAUGCCUAAGUCAAAGAACAAAGAAGUUAUGGCCCUGACACGAAUCCAUUGUAAAAACGUUUAAUUUUGACUUUGAGGUCAAGGGUCAAGGUCAAAUAGAGGUCAUGAAGGUACAUGACACAUCGCCUCAUGGUGAUCCACCUGUGUGCCAAAUAUGGUAUGCCUAUGUCAAAGAACAAAGAAGUUAUGGCCCGGACACGAAUCUGGAGACAGUAAGUGGGACGGACAGACAGCGAUUCCUAUAUACCCCCCAGAACUUCGUUCGGGGGUAUAAUUAAAAUUUUUUCAAUUCACAUCACUGUUCUGUUUUUACUGCCUUUAUCAAGUAACAAGCAAAGGCUACUUGGCAAGUCAUAUUAAUCAAGGAACAUAAAUAGGUAAUUAAGGUAGAUAAUGACUUUUAUGUAACAUGUUAAUUGUGUAUGUUCUAUUGAGUAUACUGUAAACGUACUUUUUUCCACGGGUUCAUAAGUCCGUGGAAUCACAAUUUCUGUUUAUUCCACGGGUAGAAAAUUGGGCGGAUUUCUUAGAUUGCCACUUAGUGUCUUUCAUUUACUUUAAGUACGCUGGGAUAAUUUCCGCGGAAAAUUUGUGACCACAUUCAUAGCGUAAAUUAAUACCGCGCGGAAAAAAGUACUUCUACAGUAUUUUGGAUAUUAAGUAAAAUACGGUCAACAUAUGUUUUGUAUAACAUGCUAAAUUUGUUUAGAACUUUCACGUUUGAUGAAUGUUGGUGUUUUGUUUUAGGGCCCCGUACUUAGCCUAUUACAUGGAUGACCAAUCACAGUGCGCCAUUAGGACGCUUUGGUCAUUCCUCUUUGUUUGCUUGGAGUGCUCAAGUAUUUGUGAAAACAAAGAAAAUUAUUUGAUUCCCCAUCGUCCAUUGUUAUGCUACUUUGAUAUGUGUGAGCUGGCCUGUCCACCUUAUUUGAUUGCAGGCAGCUCUAUUUUGAUAUUUCAUUAUGUGUUGUAAGGGGUCAGAUUGCAUCAUCAUACCUAUGUGAUACUUAUGUUCUUGUGUUUAUGUUUUCGACUCAUUUUGACCCCCACUAGCAUCUGCAAGCACAACCAAAACAAGUUGGGGAAAACUGAUAAUUAUACCCCCCGCAACAAGUUGUGGGGGGGUAUACUGGAAUUGGGUUGUCCGUCUGUCUGUCCGUCCGUCCGUCUGUAGACGCAAUGGUUUCCGGGCUCUAAAGCAUUAUCCUUUCCACCUACAGUCACCAUAUCAUACAUAUGGACUACCCAUGGGAUGAAGAUGUUCCCUAUCGAUUUUGGGGUCAAAAGGUCAAAGAGGUCAAGCGCACUGGACAUCGAAGUAGCAAUAUGGUUUCCGGGCUCUAAAGCGUUAUCCUUUCCACCUACAGUCACCAUAUCAUACAUAUGGACUACCCAUGGGAUGAAGAUGUUCCCUAUCGAUUUUGGGGUCAAAAGGUCAAAGGUCACGCGCACUGGACAUCGAAGUAGCAAUAUGGUUCGGUUUGUCAUGCCAUUUGUUUUUCACACUCAGAAAAGAGGUAGUUUAUACCUAUUACCAACACCCUUUGGGAGAUUGGGGUAAGCGGGGGGUAUUCUUAGUGAGCACUGCUCACAGUACCUCUUGUUCAUUCUAUUUUUCUAAGUCCAAGGGCCAUAACUUAAUGAAAAAUCAACGGACCAAGACGAAACUCAAACUUGAUCGGUAACUUGCUAUGUCAAAGCAAUGUACCACAUAUCAAAUGAAUAUCUGCAUGCACAACCAAAAAAAGUCUGAAAAACUGAUAAUUCAUGCUAUUUUUGUAAGUCCAAGGGCCAUAACUAAGUAAAAAAUCGACAGACCAGGACCAAAUUCAAACUUGAUCAGUAACUUGUUACAGCAAAGUAGUGUACCAAAUAUAAAAUAAAUAUCUGCAAGAACAGAGAAAAAAGUGUGGAAAACUGGACAGACAGACAGACGGAGGGAGCGCAAACCUAAAGUCCCCUUCUACUUUGUCGGUAGGG
Ostrea edulis (European flat oyster) is the source of this 11149-nucleotide messenger RNA. RefSeq lists its product as uncharacterized. The transcript has a single exon. Lineage: Eukaryota; Metazoa; Mollusca; Bivalvia; Ostreida; Ostreidae. Gene Ontology annotation, molecular function: zinc ion binding. The record is from RefSeq and is a predicted model, not a curated record. Bases 379 to 2133 code for a protein of 584 amino acids.